This is a messenger RNA of Phaethon lepturus (White-tailed tropicbird), 1088 nucleotides long. It is a transcript of the gene ELMOD3, whose product is annotated as ELMO/CED-12 domain containing 3. NCBI's taxonomy places the organism in Eukaryota, Metazoa, Chordata, Aves, Phaethontiformes, Phaethontidae. The record is from RefSeq and is a predicted model, not a curated record.
AGAUCAGCAAGGAGCUGCGGCGAGCCCAGGAAGAAUGGGAGGCUGUGGAAGAGAUCCAGUCAGGGCUGGGGGGUACGUCAGCCAGUGCUGUGCCCCCGAUCUCCUUCAACGAAGCGCUGCAGUACUUCCAGACAGCUGACCUUUCUGAGUGCAGGAAGAAGGUCCGGGCGACAGUACGCAGGCAAGGCCUGGCUGCUCUGGUUCACUUCCUCUUCGGCCCUCCCCGGCUCCGCCGCAGACUGGCUCUGGCCAUGGCGCAGUGUGAGUGCCCUCUCCGCCCCAACGCGGACUGGACUCUGGCUUUACCCUGCAGCUGGGGGUGGUUUCUUUCCCACCGUGUCUCUGCACUAGCACUCGAGGACAGCAGGGCAGGGAUGCUGAGGGGUGUAUUUCAGAUACUGAGGAGUGUUUUCUCUCUGCCAGGUGGUUUGGAUGAUAACGAGAGAGUGCACAUGAGAAUCCUGCAGACCAUUUACAAGAAGCUAACCUGCUCCAGGUUGGGCUGCCCACGCUAUGGGGCACACUGGGAAGAGCUUGGCUUUCAAGGUGCGGAUCCCGGGACUGACCUGCGAGGGACAGGGAUGCUGGGCUUGAUGCAGAUGCUCUACUUCGUCAUGGACUCUCAGAUGCUGCCUCUAGCUCAAGAGAUUUUCAAGCUAUCCCAGCACGAAACCCAGAAUUUCCCCUUCUGCAUCAUGUCUGUGAACAUCACCCGCAUCGUCAUCCAGGCCCUGAGGGAGGAACGUCUCUGCAGGGAGUGCAACCGCAGGCAGCAAGUCAUUGCCGUGCUGAACGACCUGUAUGCGGCGGCCUUUCUGCAGCUCUACCGCAUCUGGAAAUGGCAGCACAAAACCCUCGCCGACUCCGGCUUCCUCCUAAAGGAGCUGGAGUUAUCCACCAAGAAGAAACCAAGGCAGCUCCUGAAAUCCCUGGAGGCCUACGUGAACCGAAACCUGGUGGCAGAUGGCCUUCAGCAACCAUCCCCUCCCUCUACCUCCAUCGGCAGCAGCCGGGCUGGCGAGGAGAUCAACUUCACAGGCGUUUGUGACCUGCAGGUUGAGCUGGAAGGAGAAGCCCGACUGAUCUGA